AUGGACCCCGACUGUUGUGACGGCGAACCUUGCCUGCUGAGCAAUGAUGCUCCUCAGACUUGUCACAAGGCAUCCGGUCUAUCCAGAAAACGUAAAGGUGUGCCUGCUACCCGGUCAGCAAAGAAAGCGUCUUAUGAUGUUAAGCUGGACCGAAGCAAAGAACCCAGCACGGUAUGUCCCGGAAGUCUGUGUGUCCGUGAAAUCGGAUCCAAGGAGGAACUACCGGACAACAUUAGAUGGAUGAAAAAGACGAAGAUGAUUUCACAUGACCUAUCAGCUCCAGAGAGCUUGCCUGUUAAUGAGACCCAUGCAUCUCACACGUGUCGGGCAAUUAUGCGGCAAAUCCAACAGCCUCCAGCGCACGCCGACACAAGGGGCUAUAUGUACGGUAUGUACACCUCCGGUAUGUACGGAGGUGUUAAUGCACCAUUCAUUAAAAUGGUUGAUGACACAUCCCAGGUUGAGGCGGUGUCCCCCGUUGGCGAAGUCUGAAGAGAGGAUGACCGUUUGUUUCGAAAUUGCUUAUUUCUCUUCUUUUACACAGUGUCACACAAUUGGAUGACACUUGCCUGUGGACAAACGACCAUUGUGCUCCUUCCCUCUUGCUUUGGAUUCGUGGAGUCUUUCAGCAGUGCCGACGUCUACUACCUAAUGUUUUCCAGGGAGAACCCGGCUUUCACCAUCAAAACUGAAUAUCCUACAACCCUUAUCGGAGGGCAACAACAAAAGAGCUCUCAUGGUCCCUGCGCUAUUGCACUCCAGAUUCCAACAAGUAAAACUUUGGAAACAUUAGCCAUUCAUGUGAAUCGGGCAAAAGCAUACCAAACGGAUGGAGACUCGAAAAGACGUCACCCAGUUGAUGUAACAUUGCGUUUCUUCUAUCGAACGACCGGCGUAAAUUUCAAGCCUCUACAUGAGAUAAGCAUACCACGCUCUGGCACUGAAAACCAAUAUGAACAAAUCCGAAAUUGGCCAGAGAAUAUUACUGUGGUAUAUAUGACCACGGGUCAAGACAAAACAGAGGAAGGUAAAACACAUCUAGACUUGUCUUUGACAUUAACCCCUGUGUACCGCUGCCUUUAUGAGCAAUAUUCAUUUCAAAUGGUGAUUGUUGCCCUUACAACCAGUGGAGGCAGGCCUGAAUAUGCUGUUCGAAUCAAUCGAAACUACAUGAUCUGUGUUAGACCAUCAAAAACAGCACCAAACCCAGUGGGGCUGUGCAUUUCUCGAAGUCUUCGUUGUGACUCCCAAUACAAUUGUCCGCCUGAAACCGAAGGAGUAUACAAGGAUGAACCGAAAGAUUUAUCACUAUGCAGACGACCUGAGAAGAGAAAAUCAAUAAAUUGGCACGUCGUCUACAGUUUGCUGGUUGCAUUUUUUACACUUGCCAUGCUGUUCUCCAUUGUGUUUUUCGCUGUCGACUGCCGAUGUCAGACAUGGAAAAAGUUAAUGAGACGAAUCCAGACAAGAAGAAACCAGACGGAUAUUGCAAGCGUUAUGUCAGAUUCGGAAAUACCCCUAGCACCACCUUAUUAUGAAUCCAUCGAAACGGUUCCGGUUCGGACGAGCACUUGUGGCCUGUGCCCACGAACACAAACCCCCAUGAGCAGAAGAGAAACCAUAUAUGAAUCUCCUCCGUCUUAUACGCGAGACAUUAUCGACGAUACCGGUGUUGCUCCGAACUUCCUAAGACAGUUUUAUUCAAGGCAUCAGAGACACGAAGAAGGAUACUCUGUUAGUAGCUCGUAUAUACAACCUCCAGGCUACCGGAAUUUCACAUCUCCCCUAUUUGGGCCACGCGCCCAAGAUCCGCCUACAUUACGCUCUUGGACAGAGUCCGUGGACCAUAACGAUACCGAAAGGACGACAACAGACCCACCGAGUUAUCGGGCUGUUCUGACCAGAAUGGAUGAGACAACGCGCGCUUCCUCAAUAACUUGUGUAAAUGUACAUCACCCAAGCUGA
Opisthorchis viverrini is the source of this 1965-nucleotide messenger RNA. RefSeq lists its product as hypothetical. NCBI's taxonomy places the organism in Eukaryota, Metazoa, Platyhelminthes, Trematoda, Opisthorchiida, Opisthorchiidae. The transcript is spliced from 5 exons. The record is from RefSeq and is a predicted model, not a curated record. Bases 559 to 1965 code for a protein of 468 amino acids.